This is a messenger RNA of Uranotaenia lowii, 3359 nucleotides long. RefSeq names its product protein suppressor of hairy wing-like. The record is from RefSeq and is a predicted model, not a curated record. Gene Ontology annotation, molecular function: zinc ion binding; sequence-specific DNA binding; DNA-binding transcription factor activity, RNA polymerase II-specific. The coding region runs from base 223 to 2244 and encodes 673 amino acids. Gene Ontology annotation, cellular component: nucleus. NCBI's taxonomy places the organism in Eukaryota, Metazoa, Arthropoda, Insecta, Diptera, Culicidae. Gene Ontology annotation, biological process: regulation of transcription by RNA polymerase II. The transcript has 3 exons.
AACCCUGCAUACCAGUAAAUUUGUCGCAGAAAUUAUUUUUAAAUAAACUUUAUUUGAUGAAAUUCUGGUUUGAAUUGAGUCCCUGAGUUGGUUUAAGUUUUGAGUCCAUUCGCAGAUCUCUUUUAUGAAGUUUGGCUGAGCUGUGCUUGAUGUAUACCAAAGAGACAUUUAACGAAAAAGGUACGGUAUUAAAUACAACUACAGUACAAGAGGUUUAACACGAUGGUAAGAAUAUGUUACAUACCGGGAUGCCGUACCAAUCGGGAUUUUUACGAAGGUAUUCCGAUGUUUCCGUUUCCGCGAGACCACCCGGAGCAGAUGGCUGCCUGGGUGCGGAUCUGCAAACGGCCUGUUGGGUACGAUCCUCCAGUCAGCGCGACGAUCUGCGGGAAACACUUUGAACCCGACCUGAUUAUCAAAGACGACUGGCAGUGGCGUUCUUUGGGCAAAUUGAGAGUGGAAGCCUUGCCAACGCUAAAUCUCGAUUACUUACCACAAAUAAGUAAAAAAAUCAAUGAUAACGAAAAUCUCGGUGAACCAAAAACAAAGCUCGAACGGACUGAAAAUUAUCAAAAAGAACAACGGAAACAGAGAGGAAAAUCCAAAGCGAGAAAAAUUAAAAAAGGAAAACGACUUCAGAAAAAGUCUUCAGAGGAAGCCAUAUCGAGUGACAACGAAGCUGAAAGUAGGGAUAUAGGGGUUACAAAGUACAAAAGAACCAAAAUCAGUCACAAGGAUAAUUUCACCCAAGUCAUGAAGAUGAGAACUAACCAAAUCGAAUCUUCCAUUGAACAAGUUGUAGUUUCUCACGAAAAUGAUAAUGGUGUAAUAUUCGAAGUUGAAGCAGUAAAUUACAAUUUGGACACUUUUUGUCGACUUUGUUGUGUAAAAUACGAAAACGACACCAAUCGUAGUUUGAAUGAAUUAGGUGAAGACGAGGCUGUAUCAUAUAUACUGAAAGUUUGUUUAGUUGAAUCUUCAUUGUUGGAUCCCAUUGAGCAUAUUUGUGGGAAAUGCUACGAUGAAUUCACUUCUUUCCUGCAGUUUAUUAAAAUUUGUCAAAAUAGUCAGUUGAAUUUAUUGUUGCAAAUAAGCCAAGCAACGGCAAAAUCCGAAGAAGAGAACUUAUCUCAAUCAUCAAGUGCAAGCGAAAAGGAACACAGCGACGAAGAUGAACCUCAAAAUUUAACUGUAAAGAUAGAGAUGGACUAUGUCGGAACGGAUGACGGUUAUAUGAUACCUUCUUCAGAAACGGAAAAUGAAAUCAAAAUCUCCGACCCUGAAGAUAACGAAACCGAAGAAAUGGAAAGCGCUCGAAAAAUUCGAUACAUUGAUCGCUUGGUGGCGAAACUUGAUUCGGAAAAGCGUUCGAAGAAAAAUCCUCCGCCUCCGCGAGAUUAUGAUUGCAUAGAUUGCGGUGCACAAUUUAAUCGUGUUUGGAUUCUCAAACGACACAGAAAAGAGUGUGAAAAAAUUGGUAGUCCCGAUUCGUUAAAGACACGCUCAUAUGUAUGUUCACUUUGCAGCAAAACCGUAUCGAGCCUCGCCGGAUAUCGGUACCAUCUGUGGUCAAUUCACCGAGGAUUGAUACAGACGAAUGGCAACAACGAACACCUACCGGAGGAAUUGAGGAAACUUCACGCACGGCGAUCAGUAAGAUGCCCAUUGUGCGAAGAUACAUUUGAAAUAAAGUACGAUCUCCGAUAUCACCUGAUGAAUCACAGGCGAAUGCAGCAGCAGGGUGGGUCGACCAAUCUGUCCAAAUCAUCGGAUGAAUUCUCUGGCUCAACGGUUUGCACCAUAUGCGGUAAAAAUUCUUCCAGUCCUGCUGCACUUCGAAUUCACAUGAGAUUUCAUAUGAAACAGAAGGAUUUCAAGUGCGAUCAAUGUGACAAAUGUUUCUAUCUGCGGACCGAGCUGCGAAAUCACGUGAGGCAGAUACAUGAAAACAUUAUAACCGUUUACGAGUGUGAUGUGUGCAACAAAAAAUUGACUAGCAGAUCGAAAUUGACCGAUCACAAACGAUUGCACGAAGUAUCGAAGCUCAAACAGUGCCCCCACUGUCCGAAAAGGUACACCAAUAAUGGGGGCCUAAAAUUUCACAUCAACAAACAUCACGGUCCACAAAAUACGAAAGGCCCAGGCGCACCUGUUCAGGGACCAGAAUCUAAAAGCGAUGACAAGACGGCUAACACGACACAGAGUUACGAGCAGAUGCUGACCGGGCUGUACGGAAUAUUUUAAGGACGACUGUCGAUGUUUUUUUUUUUUUGAGAAUUGUUAGAUGAAUCAUCUAUAAAAUUUGUCACUUUAAUUUUUAAUUCAAUAAUAAAUCCAUGAAACCUCCCUUGAAAAUUGAAACGGUAUUACCAAAUUGAUCAGUAAAAACGCCUUUUUACAGUUCGUGUAAAAAUAAACACGAAAUCAUCUUAUUUCGACAUAACUCAACAACGUGAGAUGGUUAGGAGGCUUAGUGAUAUGAUAGGAUCGAUUGGAAUGGUUGAAAGUUUCAACUUGAAACAUGAAUUUCAACUGGCCUCGCUUUUAAAACCUCCUCUUAGAACUGUAGAUUUUUCAUGCUAACUUUUACGCGAACUGUAAUUAGGCCUUGAGGUUAUGAUGUUGCUCAAAUCAAAUCCAAGACGGUAAUCCAAAUGCCCUCCUGCGAAUAUGUGAUGAAUCUUUUGUGUAGAAAAAGCAAAUUGAGAAACACGUUUUCAAAGUUUUGUUUUUCGUGUAUUUUGCACAUGUGACAUUUGGGUUUUUAAGAUAAUGUAGCGUGAAAGGAAUUGUUACCGGAAGGUUCAAAUUUGUAAGAAACUUAAAAUUUGGUUGUUCUGAAUUAAAAUAACUUGAUUUUUUUUUAAAGAUUCAGUCAAUAGUUGAAUAACACAUCGAUAGAAUGGUAAGGUUUUUGAAACAGACAAUGUGAAUAUCACUCGGCAGAUGCUAGAAAGCCGAUUUCGAAAUUCAAAUUUAAUAAUCUAUCUAGCUUACCUGAUUACACAGUUUGUUACCCUUUUUCAGCGCGUUUCAAGGUAGCAGGGUGACUUUUAUGCUCUGAUUCCUUCAGUCUUCAUAUCCAAAUUCACUUCAAAAAAUUGUGAAAUCAGAAGCCGAUGUACCCAUCGUAGUGGCAUCAACAUCGAUUUGUUUGUCUUCCUUUAAAAUAUCACAGCCAACACCUCCCUUCACCGGUUCCGGUAUCAAGCUGUGAUGUUUGUUGAUGUGAUACUUCAGGGCUGAGUUCUGGGUGUAAGCCUUAGGGCAGUAUGGACACCGCCUAAGAGCUGAUUCAUCGUGCAACCGCUUAUGAUUGACUAACAGUUUCUUGGCCGCUAGCACCUUGCCGCAGAUAU